GAAAUAUAGGAAGACAACAGUCGUAUCAGCUGGACGACAGCUGCGCGGAGAGCUGACUCAACCUGAGGGAGACUGUGCCGCAGUGAGCAUUAUCUGAUAAGCGCUUCUGCUCCCUCCAGGACAUGGAGAAGGGAAAAGUGGAUAGUUAAAGCGACAAGCUGAGGUCUCACUUCUCGGAACUUAUUCAGAUUUUCACCCGGAACACCUGCUGGUUAUUUGCAUCGAGCUGUUGGAGGAGCCUCUGACAGCUGCGCACUUGCUCGUCCCGUGAUGUGUCUUUGGAGGGAUUAGUUAAACAUCCUGGCCUGUCCACUGUAAGCCACCGUCUGCGGAACGAAUCACAUUCAUAUAGUUUUCGCUGUAGCUUAUGCAAUGUGGAGGGAAGUGUUUGUGAGCUCAUAGGUUGAACCGGCAAUGACAUCAGGCUUAACUUGAAUAGCUCUGCGCUGUAUUGCAGCACCGGGGCGUGAGGUGGCAAUGCGCGCAUCCUCCGAGCUGGACAUCUUUGUGGGGGUGUCCUAAACAAAACCAAGGCAUAGGGCCACAUACAUCCUGAGCUGGCGAACUGCGUCACUGAGUGUUGCAGGUAGGCAGCAAACUCCUCCAUCAGAGGGGCAUCAUCCUCCCUGCACAAUGUUAAGCGCUUAACAAUCUACCGGGGAUGGAUUCGGCGGAUCAGUCGAGCAAAGAUCCGCCGCUGGGAUCCACAUUUUCCUCAGCACCCAAUUUAGACUCGGACAUUAAUGCAAACGCCCGCAGACCUGUUUAUCAGAAUGGGACGGACCACAAUGUCAACAUCCAGAUCGCAGCCCUGCGAGGAGCCAGUGACCCCAGCGCGUACCCGUCCACUGACUACCGCGCGCUGGUGCGCCAGAGGUUCAUCCGGCGGAGUUUGUGGGUGUCAGACUCCGAGGAGCAGCAGCCGGUGGACACGCAGGAGUGUGUCAACAGCAGCCAGGUGCCCCACAUUGACCUGCGGACCAUCGUUGAUCGGACCCGGGUUCUGCACGGAGCCCGCCUCGGCCUCCAGGAGAGUUCAAGCACGGAGAGCCAGGUGGCGCUGAAGGACACGGAGAGCCUGAGCAGGGACGAGGAGAAGGGAGACAGGAGCGAGCCAAAGGUAGAGGUCACGCCCUCGGAUGUCACAGGUAAAGCAGGGAGUGACGAGAACGAAGAGGAGCCCGGGAUGAAGGCUGUGUCCACCUCACCCGGGGGGCGCUUCCUCAAGUUUGAUAUUGAGCUGGGCAGAGGGUCCUUCAAGACCGUCUACAAAGGUCUGGACACCGACACCUGGGUCGAAGUGGCGUGGUGUGAACUUCAGGAACGGAAACUGUCCAAAGCGGAGAGACAGCGGUUCAAAGAGGAGGCAGAGAUGUUGAAGGCUCUCCAGCAUCCAAACAUUGUACGAUUUUAUGACUUCUGGGAAUCACCGGUGAAAGGGAAGAAGUGCAUCGUUCUGGUGACGGAGCUAAUGACCUCAGGGACACUAAAAACGUAUCUGAAGCGCUUUAAGGUGAUGAAGCCUAAAGUUCUUCGGAGUUGGUGCAGACAGAUUCUCAAAGGCCUCCACUUCCUCCACACAAGGACUCCUCCGAUCAUCCACAGAGAUCUAAAGUGUGACAACAUCUUCAUCACUGGUCCGACAGGCUCUGUCAAGAUAGGAGACCUGGGACUGGCUACACUGAAGAGGGCCUCCUUUGCUAAGAGUGUUAUCGGCACUCCGGAGUUCAUGGCCCCUGAAAUGUAUGAGGAGCACUAUGAUGAGGCUGUGGAUGUCUACGCCUUCGGGAUGUGUAUGCUGGAGAUGGCCACCUCAGAAUAUCCGUACUCGGAGUGUCAAAAUGCUGCUCAGAUCUACCGCAAAGUCACCAGCGGGGUGAAACCCGCCAGCUACAGCAAAGUCAGUGACCCAGAAAUUAAGGAAAUAAUCGGGGAAUGUAUCUGCCACAGAUGGGAGGAAAGGUACUCCAUCAAGGACCUCCUGAACCACGCCUUCUUUGCAGAGGACACAGGCGUCAGGGUAGAGCUCAAUGAAGACGACGAUGGGAAGAAAACAUCCAUCGCUCUGAAGCUGUGGGUUGAAGAUACCAAAAAGCUGAAGGGGAAAUACAAGGACGCUGGUGCCAUUGAGUUUUCCUUUGACUUGGUGAACGAGGUCCCGGAGGUUGUUGCCCAAGAAAUGGUUGAAUCAGGUUUUUUCCUGGACUGUGAUGUGAAGAUAGUUGGGAAGUCCAUCCGAGACCGCGUGGCUCUCAUCAAGUGGAGGAGGGAGCGAACUUUCUCUUCGGGAAAUGGCGAGGCAGCUGUGAAGAAGCCGCAGCAGAACCUACUCCAGGUGCCUGGUACCGCUGUACAACAGGCGCCCACAUUAUCUACGACAGACUACGAGGAGCAGGAGGUGGAGCAGCAGACCCUGAUCUGCACCGUGCCAGCAACUACGUCUGCCACAUCUGACAGCGGAGUGAGCUCUACCAUGCAAUUAGAUGAUCUAAACAAUCAGCAGAACGGCACCUACCAGUCGCUUCCGGAGCCCAUCUCCACUGCUCAGAUGGUCUACAGUCCUCCUGCGCAGGUUGACCCUCAGCUGCACCAGGGGCCCUACCAGCAACCCACAGCACAGGCCUCGCAUGAAAACUACACACAAACAUCUCCAUUACACCAGGGAGCCUACCAGCAAACUACAAGUCAUCUGCAUCCUGGGGCCUAUCAUCAGCCUGCCGCACAACUGCACCAGGGGCCUUAUCAGUCUCAAACAACAGUUUCUGCUCCGGCUACACCAGCCCCUAUUGUGCACCAGAGUAGACAGACAGCACAGAGCUUCCCAGCUGCAGCCUCGACUCUACAGCCACAGUUUACUGCCCAGCCCAGCCAGGAGCAGUGCCAUCUCCAACCAGCUGCUGUCAUGCCGCAGCUGAUAUCUGCUGACCAGCCUGCAGCUCACCUGAGUCCUCCUGACAUAUCCACCAGUUUCCCACAGUCAGUGUCCAGUGCUCCUCCCCCACUCCUGCCCCUGCAGAUCAGCACACAGUUUCCCUCACCACAUCCUCAAACAGGGGGCCUCAAGCCCUCUACCUUCCCCCCAGCUCCUCUGCCAUGUGCCUACAGCAGCAGUGGCUCCCACUUCUCACCUUUACCCCACCACGCCUCCCUUCCUCUCACCCCUCAUGCUGCCUUACCCUCUGUACCCACUCUCGGCACCCCUCAGACCCCUCUGUCCACACCUCAACACGUGCCCAGUGUGGCACUCCCCGUUCCCCUUCUUGCCAUGUCCCCUGCAGUGCCCCCGCAGCAGGGCGGCCCUCUCACAUCACAGAUGAACCUUGGUAGCUUCCAUACCACCCAUCCCUUACCUCUCUCCCAGGUACAACCCACCCCAUACCCCGCCCCCUACCCUGAGCAGGAACUGGCUCAGCCGCCUGUCCAGGCACAGAUGACUGCACCGCAGGGUAAUCUGGGAGAUUUUCCCCUUUUGGCUCCGGCCCAUCCUGUUGUCCCUGCUGUUCAGACUCCUCUCUGGGGAAGUGGAGUUGAUGCAGAAACCUCUGCAGCUGGCCAAGACUUAACUGGAGCUCCUAUAGUCCCAGCUCAAGCCUCCAUCUCAGCUCCAGCCCAAGUUGAAACUCAAGCCCCAGCACAAACCCCAGCUGUGCUCCCAGCACAAAACCAACCACCAAUCCCGGUAUCAGCUCAAGCUGCAGUCAUGCCUCAAACUCCAGCUUCGACCCAAGUUCCAACAGCAGUGCAACCCAUAGCCUCAGCCCCAGUUCAAGCACCGGUCUCUGCACCAGGUCUCGCUUUUGAAUCACCAAAAGGCUCAUCGACAAGCUCAGAUACAUCCUCUGCAACUGGUAAACCCAAACUCUCAGUCCCAAAUUUAGGUUCUGCCUCAGUAUCUGUCACGCUGCCAGCCCCAGCUCCUGUCGCAUCUCCGGCUCUGCAGCCUGCUGGCAUCCAGACAGCAGCCUCAGUGUCUGAGGGUGCCAGCCUGCCCACAACUCAGCAAAACCUCCAGUCAACAUCUGCAUCCAGCACCCUUCAACAAGAGCCCUGUGUGGAGGAUGUGCUUCAGGACAAACCUGUAGCUUUACCCAGUUAUACCUAUGACAGUAUCAACUCUGAUGUGGCGUCUGGUAAGGAGACAAGUGAUGGCUAUGACAGCUUGGCUAGUGGAGGGAAGGGGGACGGAAAACCCAGGAAACACCACCGCAAGUCUGCCCGCACACGCUCCCGACAAGAAAAGACCAGUAAACCCAAACUGAGCAUGCUGAAUGUUUGCAACACCGGAGAUAAAAUGGUCGAAUGCCAGCUGGAGACUCACAACCACAAAAUGGUGACAUUUAAAUUUGACCUGGACGGAGACGCUCCAGAGGAAAUUGCCACUUACAUGGUAGAGAAUGGGUUUAUCCUCCUGUUAGAGAAGGAGAUCUUCAUUGACCAGCUAAAGGACAUUGUGGACAAAGCUGAAGACAUGCUGAAUGAAGACAUGGAGGGGGAGAGGGCCUCCACGCUGAGCUGUAGUCCUGAACAAGGCCAGAUUUCUGAGGGGCUGGUGGGAGAGAGUCAGCAGCCUGGAGCUCCUCAGCCUGUCUAUCAGCAGAAUGUUCUUCACACAGGAAAGAGAUGGUUCAUAAUCUGCCCCGUAGAGGAGACGCCCACAUCCAGCCAGGAGACCCCGUCUGACGGUACAGCGACACAGUCUCCUGGGAGCUCAGCCACCACCCAGCCUGCUGACAGCGGCACCGCACGGCCGCCCACAUCCAGAGAGGAGGGGUCAUCCUCCACAAUGUCUGGCGGAAGUGGAGGCUUCACCUAUGAUGUGUAUGGAUUCUGUAGCCCUCCGAUAAUGUCCAACACAGACCCUCUCCUCUUGGCUACUCUGUCCCCGCCUGUGUCUGCUCCUCCGACCCUUCAGUCAGUGGCAUCGGUGGAGCCUGCGGGCAGCACGGUGCAGCCCAGUGUGCAUCAGGCACAGCCAGCCAGAGCUCAAACUUUGCCCCCAUCAUCCCCACAUACGUCUUUCCCAGUGGAUGAGUCACGGGGAUCCCCUUUAGGAUCCAUCUCCCCAAUCGAUGUGGCUCAGCAGAUGUCCGAUAUGACAUGCCCCGUGUCCAUGGCUGAGGAGGUGCCCUGCUGCCCUCUGGUCAUGCCUCUGUCUCUGGAUGUGAGCGGUUUACAGAGCGGCCCUCCUCUCACUCCUCUUCCACUCCAGGAGCCAGGCUCAGCCAAAGAGCCGCUGUCCGUCUCCUACACUUCAACAGCACGCAGCGAGCACCCACAGCAGCCUGUGGUGCUGCACCAGCCUUUUUCCAGUGUGGGAGGGACAAAAGUGUCAUCACUACCCCAGAGCCCGGCGCCGUCACAGCACGGCGCGGGGCCCGGUGAGUCAGACAGUGAAGGACGGCUGGGCCGGGGGGGCUUUGUGGACAGCACCAUAAAAACACUGGAUGAGAAACUGAGGAACUUGCUCUACCAGGAGUAUGCUCCCAUGUAUCCAUCAGGCAGCGCUGCAGAGACGCCAGGCUCCGGCACAGAGUACAUCCAGUCUCCUCCUGGUCCAGACAGCGCCACAGGGGGGUCAGGAAACAGCACGCCAGGGCCAAUGGGGGAGGGACGUUACAGGGCUGGAGAACAGCUGCCUCAAAUCCCAGAGAGAAUGGACAGUUUGAGCACACUGAGUGACUCAGCUGUUUGUGCUUCCCUGUCAAGAAGACACGUUCCUAACUCUGCUUCCUGCUCUGGAACAAGAGGCAGAUUUAAGAUAAUCUCUGUUCCUCCUGAAGUGGCCAACAGACGAGAUGUGAAGCAGAGGAGCUGGAGCAGCGCUGCCUCACCGGCACAUCCCACAGGAUACACAGAGGACCACGUCCAUGCUGAGACUAUGACCGCCUCCACCACAAUUGGUCGUUUCUCUGUAGUUAGCACGGAAGACGAAAUUACACAGAGGACACGUUGCAGCCGCUACUCCGCCCCGCCUGAUUUCUACCUGGACACACCUCCGUCCAUGGCCAAGCGGGGCUCCCUGCCUCGUGCCAUGACCUCGAACUCUGUCGCUGUGGACGUCACGGUUCAUGCUCGUUUUCUUUCCUCGGACUCAGGGGCUGAGAGCAGCCCUGCCAAGCUGACUCCUGCCACCCCGUCUCAACAUACUCGCUCUGAGCGCAGAGGAAGUGACCUCAUGAAGAGGGCAGUGGCCUUCCUCCGUCGAUCAGGGCGCAGCAGCAGCGUGCAGAGCUCUGACUCACCAAGUAGGCACGGAGGGGUGCACGGCUCAGCGUAUGCCAGCAGCGAUAAUGACUCGGAGAUGGAGGACUCGGACAUGAAGAGGGAACUACAAAGACUCAGGGAGAAACAUCUGAGGGAGAUCUCUGAGCUGCAGGCCCAUCAGCGGGGGGAGGUGGAGCUGCUAUAUCGCCGGCUUGGCAAAGCCCCUCCUUCUGGCCUGGGUCUCUCACACGUUGCACCACAUGCCGGCAGAAGGAAGAGGUCCAGCAAGCACAGACUGAAGCCUGGCAAACUUCUCAGCCCUCUGGUCCAACAGUUUAGAAAUGUCACAACAAAAACCAGUGACUCCAGCAAAUCCAGUGCUGCUGCAGGUACAGGUGAGCCCACAGUGAGUUUAAAUGGCUCUCCAGCAAAAGGGUCUUUCCCUACUCACAGCAGGGCGCGCUCAUGCACCAGCCACCUUCCCAGCUCAACCGCAGAGCCUGUGCAGACUCAGCAGCCGUGUUCCCUAAAGGGCUCUUUGUCCUCUGAUAAUAUUUAUGCUGGACUACACGGAGACGGCACCGGCACACGAGCUCCACCCGGACAAGGCUGGUCUAAUUACCCUCAAACAUCUGAGAGAGUGACCUAUAAAUCGAGUAGCAAGCCACGAGCUAGAUUUCUCAGUGGGCCUGUGUCUUUGUCUAUCUGGUCAACACUGAAGCGCCUGUGUCUGGGUAAAGGGAGUGGCAGCAGGUCUGGAGCCGGGCCAGGGGCUUUCAAUCAAUCACAGCAGCCACCUCCUGGUGCCACACCUCCUCCUCAUCAGCCAGUGAUGGGACUGGCCCAAGCUCAGGCCAACAACAGCAACAACAAGACAGGCACAUACAACAGCUCAUCCAUGAGUGCCAAUGAAAACAACUUGCCUGAAGACCUGCAGCGUCUGAUGGAGGACUGGGCCCAGGAGGUUCUUAUCGUCACCCACAGGCCGCGCACUAACUCUCUGAGCAUCAGUGGGCAGCACCUUUGGAAUCAGGUUGUGCCUCAAACAGGUGGACAGCCAGCGAGUGCUUCAGAUGUAUCAUGGACAGCUCCAGGUCCAGAGGCCUGCCAUCCUCCCCUGUCCUGGCCUGAUAGCCCUGGGUCAACAGUGAUGACCAGCCCCUCCACAAGGCCCCAUUCCAGUAAUCAGCUCCACUCUCCUGCUCCAUUCAGGGCCUUGUCCUCUCCUCUUUCUGUAAGCCAGUGGCCUGGGCUGCUCUUCCCCCUUCCUUCAGGAGUCUUUGCCUUUCCUGCUGUGCCCUCAGCCCAGGAUGCCCCCUGCCCCAUUCCAGCUCCAUCAUAUCAGCCGUCCGACCCCAAAGCCAGGACUCUCUAACCUGAGUAGCAUUGUGUCUUCCAACUCCGUAACCAAAAAGAAAUCUCAUUAUAGUUCUAGUCAAUCUUAUGUGCAUAUACUGUAUAUAUUUAACCAGCAUGUAUUUAAUCAUGUGUACAUACUCGUCUCCAGUCUUGAGUUUCAUGUUAUUUGUUUAAUUUGCAUCAACAUACCUCAUGUCCAUAUUAUGGUACAUAAUCCUUGAGUGCAGUGUAAUGGUAGUAGUACAUUUAAAGAUGUAUAGUCAGUCCUAUCAGGCUUAAAAGAGCAGAUUUUUGUCAUCGCUUCUAAAAGUACCUUACCAGUCAUUGAAUGUACAUAAUGUACUGUUCAUUCAUGGUACGUUUAUAUAAAUAGUUUAUGUUGCUCAUAUCACCUCUAUAUAUAAGCUGCCGUGUGUAUAUAUGAAUUCUUGUUGGUCUGUACAUAGCUCCCGUCUUUGUACAGUUAACAUUAGAUAAUCCAUUGGUCGGUGCUGCAGAUAUGUGUCUUAUUGCAACACCUUAUUAGCCACCAUCAUGUCGUCACUGUGAAGACUUGACAUCCUGGUCACUAGGACCGGUUGCUUUACUCUGCUCUCUCAGUCCAAGGAUAGGUUUCAUUCAUCAUCGAUGAAAUGCUUCCAGCACAAGCGCUUGAAAUAUCCUUAAGAGAUUUGAAUGAACUUGAAUUUUAUCUUCAGGUGGAAAAACACCUGUGAGAGUGCCUUGAAUUGCAGUUUCAGUUUUAUGAAGAAAAGCAUUUAGAUUCAAAGGAGACACUAGAUAUUCUAUAUAUGCUUUCACCUUCAAAGGUAAAUUAUGAGAUUUGAAUAAUGAAUGUGGAUCGACACAUAUUUAAUUUAGCAACGAAAAUACAAUUAAACACUAUAAUCGGGUCAUGUUGCAGUUCAUAAAAUAUCACAGAUUGUAAGACAAAAUCUUGGACACUGAAGUCAUUUUCUUAUGGGAUUGCACCUGCACCACCGCCUGCAUGAAUACACUGAUAUUCUGAAUGUGCACAGGUUGAUGUGGUGAGAUACGGGAGGACGUUAUUCAGAGAAACUGGCAUUGAAAUCCUGCGACAAGGAGGGCUGACGGACUCAACAAUCGAGUCAACAUCAUAAUCAUACCAUACCUCUACUAAUGCAGUCUGUAGCUUUACAUAUUGUUGCCUUUGUGGUUUUUAAGAGAUUACUGUGUGGUUGGUUUGUUGUUUGAUACACGUUGAUGAUAUGAUGAUGUUAGAGGCACAUGAAGAAUGUGAAUUAUUGAGAAGCCACAACUGUUUGACAUGUUAUUUGUACAAAGCGUAGGUUUUCUAAAUUACGUUAAUUCAGUGCCGAUCAUUGAGAUCAUCUGGCUCAUAUUGCUAACUGUGUGUAUUAUGGCUGACUUAAAUCAAAGAUCUCCAACAAAUAUUACGCUAUCAUGCUAUUAGUUGUUUCGAUAUUGCAGCCGCAAAAACAACACUUUCAGUACUCACAUCUCUUGUGAAAUCUUUAUUAGCAAAUUUCCCGCUGAUGAAUAGUUUGUUGAAUACAUCAAAGUUUUGACGUAUUCUGGUUAAACAAAGCAGCUGCAAAAAUCUUUGUAGUCAAGGAGUAAGUUGGGUGUAAAACCUCUUCCUAACAAACAGCGAGCGAACUCUGUCGGAUGGAGUCUAAAAGAAUUGUUCAGAUAUUCUACAAGUGAUAAUUUUCAGGGAGCUUAUCGAGUCCUGAUCGAACAACUUGACUUUACUCUGAAAAUAGUUUGGAGGUGCACAAAGCUUCACAAAAAUAGAGCCAGGACGCGCAGUUCUUACUUGUUCGCAUCGCGUCCAGUUAGGAAGAGGUGUUCAGACAGGGUACAGGUCAAGCUCCAGAAAUGCUGACACCUACAUUUCCAACAAUGCAACUCAGUUGCAUUUUCAACAUCAUCAGGAUUAUUUAUCAAAUUUUGGAAAGCUCUUUCCAGAGCCACAGAGUACAGGAUGUACUCCUUGUGAUGAGUAAACUGAACUUUAUGUAUAGAUUUAGAAGAGUGCUGCUUUAAAAAAAACUUCCAUGUUUGCACAGUGUGUUAAUAA
Molecule: messenger RNA, 9628 nt
Organism: Plectropomus leopardus (leopard coralgrouper)
Lineage: Eukaryota; Metazoa; Chordata; Actinopteri; Perciformes; Serranidae
Gene: wnk2
Product: WNK lysine deficient protein kinase 2
Biological process (GO): protein phosphorylation
Molecular function (GO): protein serine/threonine kinase activity; ATP binding
Source: RefSeq, a predicted model, not a curated record